Messenger RNA from Microplitis mediator, 1237 nucleotides. RefSeq names its product high mobility group protein 20A (gene Hmg-2). Gene Ontology annotation, cellular component: nucleus. Bases 134 to 1237 code for a protein of 367 amino acids. Gene Ontology annotation, biological process: regulation of gene expression. Lineage: Eukaryota; Metazoa; Arthropoda; Insecta; Hymenoptera; Braconidae. The transcript has 4 exons. The record is from RefSeq and is a predicted model, not a curated record.
UAUGCGCAUGCGCAGUAAAAUAUUUCAGGUUAACGAAAACUCGGAGCUUGACACGAAAUAAAAAAUAACCUAGUGCUCAAAAAGCCGAAAGUAAAUUUUUUAAAAAAACAAAAAUUCAAAUUCAAAUUUAAAAAUGGCCCAGAAUAAUUCGCGGCGAAGUGAUGCUACGACAUCAUCAUCUGGAAUAGAAACUGGUGAAGUGAAUAAUAUAAAUGGUGAUGAAUCAGCUAUCAGUACAUCGAUGACAACAACAACAACAACGACAACAACAAGUGGACAUCAGUCAUCAGGAAAUAACAUCAAUGGAGAAGCUGAUGAUUUUCCUGGUAACCGAUCCCCGUACAGUGAAAACGCCGAAGAAAAAGUCGCGGACUCUGCUGGAGAUGGUAAGAAAUCGGGUUUAAAUACUUCAGUAAACAGCAACAAUGCAACUCCAGUAAAAAGCAAAUCGAAAAAACGUAAAAAGACACCCAGAGAUGCUACGGCGCCCAAGCAACCGCUCACUGGUUACUUCAGAUUUUUAAAUGACCGCCGGGACAAAGUGAGGAAUGAAAACCCGAAUAUGUCAUUUGCUGACAUAACUAAAUUUCUUGCUGCUGAAUGGAGUUCACUUCCUGGUGAGCAGAAGCAGCAGUAUCUCAUCGCUGCUGAACAAGACAAGGAGAGAUACAACCGCGAGUACAGUGACUACAAACAAACUGAAGCGUAUCGUUUGUUCAGCGAGAAACAAUCGAUGGACAAACAAAAUGACAAGAAAGUAACUGAUGGCACAACAAAUCCCGACCCGAUUGAAAAUUUAUCCGAAAAAGACAACGACGGGUUCUCUGGUUUUGACAUUCCGAUUUUUACUGAAGAAUUUCUCGACCACAACAAAGCAUGCGAAUCUGAAUUACGGCAGCUGAGAAAAGCGACAUCAGAUUGCGAGUCACAGAAUGCUGUUCUUCAGCGUCAUGUUGACAGUCUGCAUGCUGCAGUAAAUCGCUUAGAAUCAGAAACAAACCAGCAACGAACGACCAAUCAGUCACUGCAACGUCAUCUUGAUACAUUGAGAAAUCAAUUGGCCAGUUGUUUUUCUUCUGUUCCUCUCAAAGGAACUCAUGACGGUGCCAAUUUACAAAAUAUCGACAGCUAUAUUGAGCGAUUGGAAUAUUUAUUAAGCGGUGGUGGGAUGAAUUCCGAGCCGUCAUUCCGAAACUCUGUACAAAAUGCGAUUGCUCAAUUCGAUUUAAUAGGAUGA